AUGGAUAGAAAGUCUGCUAGAAUAAAAGCAGAGUUACAAAGAUAUGGUUGGAGAGUUUCGAAGAAUUUUAAAUAUAGGAAGGGAAGACCCAUAAAAGUCUAUGACAAAUUGUCUGGUCUUCGCUACGAAAUGGAUUUGGAAACAGCACGUGCCAAUUAUCCAAACAGACUAGAGAGGUUAGAAGAAGAACGUCUUAUGGACAUGCCUUUCGAUGUUAGUGAACCUCAAGUUGAAGGACACGACGGCUUUGCCAGAUUCUACUGGAAACAUGACGAACAAUUGCAUCCUUUGAGAAGGAAAAAAGGAAAAGGUGAAGACGCACAUGCUCCCAUGGAAAGAACAAGAUAUGCAUAUGAAAAGUAUCGUGAAGUUAGAAGUCAAAUUACAUCUGGUCGAACCUUUACAGUAAACUUUGACGAAGGAAAGAACAAAGAAGGCUUCAUGGGUGUACUUGCUGCAAUUCAAGACGGAAAUAAGAAAGGACACAAUCUCAGAUUGACCAUAACAGAUUUGGAUGGUCACAUUUACUAUGCACAUGGCAAUGAACAAACAGCCGCAAAACUUCUUGACGCUUUCAAGACUACAAAGAGAGAACAAAUGGUUGACUCCGACUCAGACAUUUUGAAUGCAAUUGAAGGAAUUGCAAGUGUCAAGUUCGAAUGGUACCAACCUAACCCUCAAGCAGUCAGACAACAUGCUGGAUACUUCCCGUUCAUAAAUAAGUCUGACAUUGACUUGACAAGGUAUGGAAUUUACAAUUCAAUUGAAACAAUUGUCAACGAACCUUGCAUUCUUACAUGUCUCAGGAACUCUGGUCUUGUUACAGAUGAGAAGAUGAGGUAUCUUGAGUCAU
Molecule: messenger RNA, 853 nt
Organism: Trichomonas vaginalis G3
Lineage: Eukaryota; Parabasalia; Trichomonadida; Trichomonadidae
Exons: 1
Source: RefSeq, a predicted model, not a curated record